AUGGAAGACAUUCUUAUGAGUGGUGCCACAGGAAUCCUAAAAAAGCUGGUGGGUGUUGUUUCCGAAGAUAUUGGUUCAGCUUUGGGGGUCAAAGAUGAUUUGAAGAAGCUUCAAAGUACCUUGGAAAUGAUUCUUGCUGUGAUUGCAGACGCAGAGAAGAGGCAAGGGAAGGAAGAACUUGUAAGACUCUGGCUGAGAAGGCUCAAGGAUAUUGCUUAUGACGCUGAUGACGUGAUUGAUGAGUUCUCCUACGAGAACAUGCGUCGCUGUGAGAAAAAAGACAACUCGAAGCAGAAGGUAUUCAAUCUCACUACAUCUUCUUCAAAACUUCCACUUGCUUUUCGUCUGAAAAUGGGUAAAAAAAUCAAAGAGAUUAACAAAAAAUUAGAUGAAAUUACCAAAGAUAUGGGUAGGUUUCAGUUGGAAUUUACUACACCUAUUCCUGAUGGUGAAAGUACUGACCAACUGGACCGGCAAGACACGUCACAUGUUAAUGAGUCAGAAAUUGUAGGAAGGGAGGAUGAUGAAUCCCGCAUAACAAAACUUUUAAUAACCCAUACCACAUCUUCUUCUUCAUCAUCAUCAACAUCAUCUUUCACCAAUCCUAAUCAAUAUCCUGAACACAUUUCUGUAAUAUCCAUAGUGGGUAUGGGUGGGCUGGGUAAGACAACACUUGCACAGCUCGCUUACAAAAACGAGUUGGUAAACAAAGUGUUUAAGUUAGCAAUGUGGGUCCAUGUCUCAGAAAUUUUUGAUAUUGAAAUCAUCUUAGUAAACAUCAUGGAGUCCAUUACUAAAACCAAGUUCCAUAAGCCUUCAAAUUUUCAUGUAUUAGUAAAUAUAGUUCAAAAACAAUUAAAUGGGAAAAGAUAUUUGCUAGUACUAGACGACUUGUGGAAUGAGGAUUCAGAGCAAUGGAGUAGCCUCAUGUCUGUGUUGCUCGUUGGUGCUCCAGGGAGUAAAAUAUUAAUUACUACACGUAAUGACCAAGUUGCAUCUGUUGUAAGGGGGAGUAUUCCUCCUUACAAUUUGAAACAAUUAGAAGAUGAUGAAUGUUGGUCUAUCAUUCAGACAAAAGCCUUUUCUCCUGGUGGAGCAUUAGAUGCUCCAAAAAUGACAGACAUAGGAAAAGAAAUUGCAAAAAAAUGUUGUGGUUUACCGCUUGCAGCAAAAUUUCUUGGAGGUCUAAUGCGCUUAAAUAAUAAAGAAAGUGAUUGGAUAUCAAUUAAGGACGAUGAUACCUGGAAUACUUCAGAUAGCAAAAGAAAAAUCCUACCGGUAUUAAAACUGAGUUAUAAUUACUUGCCAUCUCACUUGAAACAAUGUUUCUCUUAUUGCUCAAUCUUUCCCAAGAAUUGGGAGAUUAGUAAAGAAACUUUGGUUCAUCUUUGGAUGGCAGAAGGAUUUCUCAAAGAAUCUGGCACAAGAAACAAAAGAUCAAUUGAAGACCAUGGACGUGAUUAUUUCGAAAGUCUUGCGAGGAGCUCCUUUUUUCAUAAUUUCAAGAAGAAUGCAGUGGACGACAUUAAAACAUGCAAGAUGCAUGAUCUUGUGCACGAUCUUGCGCAAGAUGUUUUUGGGGAAAAUGAAAUGUUAUCUCUCAAGGCAAGUAAAUCUGCAGAUGUUUCUAAAGUUUUUCGAUUACGGUUGGAUUUGGAUGAAGAAAUAUCAACAACAUUUUUGAAAAGCUUAAGUUACGCGAAGAAGUUGCGGACACUUUUUAUCCCUGAAGGUUCGAAGCUGGAUCCUUCUAUCUUCUCAGAAAAUAAACGCUUGCGUAUCUUACAUGUGGGUCGCUCACCAGAUCAUACUUAUCCAGGACCAAAGUGGCGUCCUUUGAGUGUGCUAAAACAUUUAAGGUACCUCCGUCUUACCUCUCUUGAUCUUAGUGAAUUAGAAACUGAUAAGUCCAUCAAUAAACUUUAUAAUUUGGAGUCAUUAGUAUUGAAUGACAUGGGUAUUGGUGUUCAAAUUCUUCUUACAAACAUUCAGUCAUUAGAAAAAUUAAGAUAUCUUGAAGUCUCCGAUACGGACAUGGUAGAACUACCCGACUCUGUCACAAGUCUUUAUAAUUUGCAGACAUUAGAUCUCAAUAAUUGCGCAUUAAAAUUCAUUCCUGAUUCGAUUUCUGGUUUGAAAAAUCUAAGAUUCCUAAAUUUGUCAUCCAACCCAAUUGAAGAAUUACCUGUUUCUGUCAUCACCCUUACCAAUUUGGAAGCGUUAAAUGUCAGUUUCUGCAAAAAUCUUAAAGCCUUACCAGAGUAUGUGUCUGGUCUUAAGAAUUUGCGAGGUUUUGAUUUCAGAAUGUGUCCCUUACUUGAAGCAUUACCCGAAGAUUUUGGAAAUUUAUCUCAGUUAAGAUACCUUAACUUAAAUGGUACUCAUAUCAAUGUGUUACCUGAGUCUUGUGCUAACCUCAACAAUCUUGAGUUUAUAGAUCUUUACCAGUGUGAGCUUCCUAGAAAUGUCAAACAUUUGACAAAACUUAGAAAAUUUAUGCACGAUUGGUGUGACCCACCAGCGGUAUUGGGUUUGGGAAAACUAGUUUGCCUUCAAAAGUUGGUUUACUCGGUGCCAGAAACACCAAUUAGUGAACCCGAAUGUAACGUUGGUAUCGAAGAGUUAGGAAACCUAAACUUUCUCGAGAUGCUUCGUAUCGGAAAUCUUCAGAACGUGAAAGAUCCAAUUGCUGCCGACAGAGCAGAUUUAAAAGGAAAACAGAAUCUUCUUAGAUUGUUUCUAAACUUUGGUGAAAAGAGGAAAAAAAUGAAAAUCAACCUGGGUAAUCAUCUUCCAGUAUUUGAAGCUCUCAAACCUCCCACGAGUUUGAGAAGCUUGCAUAUUGAGUACUUCAUGGGGUGUGACCUCCCGGCAUGGAUGUGUGUUCCAAAUGGUCUUGAAAAUUUGGUAGAGUUGAAACUUAUAAAUUGCAAAGGAAUUAAACAACUUCCAGCAUCUAUUGGGAAGCUCCCAUGUCUCGGGCAUCUUGAUCUUACUGGAAUGUCGUCUUUGAAGAGUUUAGAUAUUAGCGGAUUUGCUACGUUAAUAGAUCUUCUUCUUACUGAUAUGUUCCGUCUUGAAGAAUUGAGUUAUUCAUAUCCUUGUCUUCAGUAUCUGAAGAUUCGUGGCUGCAAACGUUUAACAGAAAUCCCUUCGUUUCCUUCUUUAUGGUAUUUGGAAUUAGAAAAGGUCGACCACAAGUUAAUAUGCUCAGUUGGGAGAAGCCAGACAACUCUCACGGAUCUUUGUAUUCAAAAUGGUGAGGAUCUUAUAUACUUCCCAAUAAGCAUACUCCAAAACAAUUGUAAACUUCAAUCUCUGGGAAUUAAAGAGUGCAAUCAGUUGGAAGGCUUCUGUGUAAGUGAUGAUGAUAAUGGGGAGAACAUGGUUGCUCUGUGUGGCCCUGAACUCUACAGUGGCUCUCUUCAGAAAUUGGGUUUAUUCAAUUGCCCACUUCUUAAGUUUCUCCCAAAUUUACGAGGAUGGACUUCUCUUCAAGAAUUAAACAUCUUAGAUUGCCCACAAGUGAAGGAGUCUUUAAACUAUGAUCUCAAAAGUCUCUCCUUUCUUCAAGAACUUGCGGUUGAUUUUAUCUAAAGGGACGAGCAGCGAGGAGAUCCAUCUGUUGUAGAAGACUUGAUUAAUUUGAUGGCUUAAGAGAUUAAUAUAUAGGUGCAUGCAUGGCUAAGGAGAGAUUAAAAUCACACUACCUGUUCUAAUCCAGAUUAGCGUUAAAUAAAGUGAUUAAAUCGAAUGGUUUUUGGAAGCAGCAGAGAUUAAUUAUAAAGCAGAGGACAGUUAUUAAGUUGGAAACGUUGUGUACUGAGCUUAACCUUCUUCAUAUUUGUGAGCACUCUUUCAGCAGUUAGGUUGGAUAUUCUUCGUCCUGAAAAUUUUGGUCCUGGUGCAGACAAUGGAUUUAUGGAACAAUUGGAUCCUGUGGCAGAGAAUUGUUUAAGUCGCACUUUAAUGCUCAAUUGUGGAAGCCCAUAGUUGUUGAUAAACCUACGGCGUUUGUCUUCAGGCAUUGACUUUGAAAGACUACGCGGUGCUAAAGUUACUGCCAGAUUCACAAAUAUGGUCUUCCAUGCCGACAAUAAUCAUCAGCCAUUUUUCCUUGGUGUAGAACUUAUCAAGGUGAGGACUAGUGAGGAGAUCCACCUAUUGGAGGACAGUGUAUUAAUUUGAUGGAGUAGCAGUUUAGGUGUCUGAACGGCUAAGAAGAGGCAAAAAAAGAAGUGAUUAGAUCCUAGUAGUUCUAAUGUAGCCUGCAGCUGCAUGUAGUGGAUUUACAAGAAUACUAUUCAACCAGCGGAGAUGACAAAGCAGAGGCGGCCGUGAUUUGGGUAAAGAGGUGGAUUCCUCUGCCACCUCAACCUCAAGGAUGAAAAUGAAAUGAUCAAGGUCAAGACCAGGCUAGUGAAGAUGCAACAUGAGCAUUCAAUCUUCAACGAAACGAGUGGUGUAGCACCGGUAUCAAUCAAUGAAACUUCCUGUUUUUGCAGUUGCUCCGUGAUUAUGUCUCAACUCAUUGAUUGUUUUUUAACAUAUCUGCCAACGUCAUGUUGGUUGCUAUGGGGAUAAUCAAAACUUAAUAAUGCAGAUUUUUAGGAUAGAGAUUUAGCUCAGAAAAAUAUUUGGCAUUAUAGAUUAGAAUUAUGUGGAUAUUCCAAAAGGAAUCUCUUACGUUCAUAGAAAUGUCUCGGAUAAGAAAAUGCUGAAAUAGACUAGAUGAGAUUUUAAACCCACAGAUUGUUCAAGGGGUUGAAUGGAUGACAAAAGACUUGUAUGUAUAUCUUUGAAUUAUUGCUGGGAAGUAAACAACGGUUGU
This is a messenger RNA of Papaver somniferum (opium poppy), 4831 nucleotides long. Its product is annotated as putative disease resistance protein RGA3. Gene Ontology annotation, molecular function: ADP binding; protein binding. Lineage: Eukaryota; Viridiplantae; Streptophyta; Magnoliopsida; Ranunculales; Papaveraceae. The transcript is spliced from 6 exons. Bases 1 to 3597 code for a protein of 1198 amino acids. The record is from RefSeq and is a predicted model, not a curated record. Gene Ontology annotation, biological process: defense response.